Molecule: messenger RNA, 357 nt
Organism: Enterobius vermicularis (human pinworm)
Lineage: Eukaryota; Metazoa; Nematoda; Chromadorea; Rhabditida; Oxyuridae
Source: the annotation of a GenBank genome assembly
AUGGCUGAUUACCACAGGCUUGAUAGGAUCGUGUUGGGGAAGUAUCUUCAGCCGUCGCUGGCAGAUGGUUUCGUCGCGUUGACUGCUGUUUGGGGUUGGUCUGGAAGUGGCAGCUCUGUCGACUGCGUCACAGUUUGUAUCGCACGUCCGGUUGACUGGAGGGAUGAGCUUUUGAGCAGUGGAGGUGGCAGUUUCUUGUUUGUAAUUGCUCCUCUAUUCGACAUCAACAAAUACCGACUAGUACGGAGUGUAAACGGCGAUAAAUUGACGAAUGAAAUUUAUUGGUCACGGAUGCCGCAGUACCGUCAACAAGUCGUUUGGGACAAGAAUAGAGGGCAGUCAACAUGGCACGAAUAA